GUAUUCAAGCAGUCGCUACGAUUCGGUGAGCAGGGAGCACGUGCUACGCUUGUCUGCGGCUACGCGCUACGACUAUCUACGCCGUGUUGUUAUUAUGGAUAAAUUAAUCUAUAGUGAUUAAAAAACAGUGUUGUGAUAUUAUUAUUGAAAAGUUAUAAAAGAGAUUGUAUGAAAGUUAAAAUAAAUAUGAUCAGUUUAAAAGUUGGAAUUUGGAUAUCAUUAGUAAUUUUAAUGUUUCGAGAAACGCUAAGUUUAAAAAAUGUACACUUAAUAGUCCCGGAAGCGGCGGAGCGAGGGUCCACAGUUGAAAUGAAGUGCCUCUACGAACUAGAAGGCGAAACACUAUAUUCAGUGAAGUGGUACCGAGGAGAUCGUGAGUUCUGCAGGUAUUCUCCAAGAGAUGUACCUCCACUGAAGAUAUUUCCUAUACCGGGAAUAGAGGUCCAAGAAGAUGCAACUGGUGCGGAACGGCUAACAAUAGUAGCUGCGAUGUCAGCAACGGCUGAGGGCCGGUACACAUGCGAGGUGUCUGCAGAGGCACCAUCCUUCCAAACGGCACAAGUUCAUGCCUUCAUGUACGUUGUGGAUCUACCAAAAUCUGGCCCAGAAUUGCACGGAAUAAAAUUGAGGUAUAAGGCAGGAAUGAAGCUCAAAGCAGAAUGUAUCAGCCGGGACUCACUGCCGGCUGCCAAUCUCUCCUUUUUUGUCAACAAUGAACCGGCUCACAAACAGCAUGUAAUGCAUAGAGUGGAUGGUCAGACACCAGACGGAUUGAUGACAGCUUACAGCACUAUCCAGUUUGUUGUUCAAAACCACCAUUUUGUUGAAGGAAGAUUAAGGAUUCGGUGUACGGCGAUUAUAUACUCCAUAUACAUUAAAACACAUGAAAAGAGUUCAAUAGAAGUGCGAAUACCUACAACUGCGUCCAGUAAGCUGAAAGAACAUGAUGCGGUUGUCUAUUCGAUAUAUCGACAACCAGAGACAAAUGCUGGUAUACAACUCGGGCCAGCAGUGACAUCGACCAUCACAGUGCUUUCAGUAAUCAUCCUUCUGUCGACUGCAUUAAGAUAAAUGUUUCUAAGUAGUGUAGUAUAUAUUAAAUAUAGGUAGACGAAAUUAAUAAAUGUGUUCUGAUAUAGUUUAACACAUCGCGUAACAAAACAAAAAAACACAUUUGCGAGGUAAGCACAUUAGGUUGGGUAUAUUCUAAAUUUAAAUUGUUUUUAAUUAAUUUGGGUCAAUAAUCCAGCUAGACAUAGUGGAAAAAAAUAUUUUUUAUAUUUGAUAAACUAUAAUUUAAUAAUAUUUUUCAAUUAUAAGCCAUAUUUGUUAUAAUGUGUUUACUUAUAGAUUAUUGUUACUGUUUGUUUGUCAUAUUAUUAUGUAUAUAACAAAUCACACAUUUUUCCAUGUGCAAGUCAAGUAAAGAUCAGGAGUCACUGCAUAUGAGCAUUUUUUUAUUUAUGUUAACUUCAAUAAUAGAUUAUUUAUUGGAUGUUAUGUUAAUAUUCAGCAUAUUACAUACAAUAUGAUUCAUUAUCUAGUAGAUUUUUUAAUUAUUUCAAAAGAUUAAGAAAGUUUCAAAUUUUUUAUUUUUAAAAGUUUCCUAUAGACAAAUAAUUCCUGGUAAUAAAUUAACGUAAAACUUCAUUGAUCCUAUAAUAUUACCAAUAUCUAAUUGAUUUUGAUUAAAUAUCUAUCCAUUAUAUUCCAAAUAAUUUGAAUGUAUUUUGAAUACUCAAUUUUUCAUCGAGUAUAUAAUACACUUUAAUUACUUUAUAUUUUUAUUUAUACACUAGCGGCCCGUCCCGGCUUCGCACGGGUGGACAUUUUAAAAAGUGGCCAUUAAGCCUGCACAUGCGACGGAAGCUUAAAAAUGGAGUAACUUCUUCCGUUUUCCCAACAUUUCCCUUCACUGCUCUACUCCUAUUGAUCGUAACGUGUUGAAAAGUAUACUAUAACCUGCCUAGGAGCAUGAAGAAUAAUUAUAGCAAGUGUCGUUAAAAUCCGUCGAAUAGUUUUUGUUUCUAUAAUGAACAUACAGACAGACAGACAAAAAUUUUACUGAUUGCAUUUUUGGCAUCAUUAUCGAUCACUAAUCACUCCCUGAAUUCUGUACAUGAAUUAUAUUUCCAAUAUAUUGACCUUUCUACAGAUUUAUUAUAAGUAUAGAUUUUGCUGACAAAAUGUUUUUAUCUAAUGAACUUUUAAUAUUAUGGAAACUCUGAAGAAGAAAAUUAUGUUUGUUUCAAACUUUCUUAGCUUCGGCGAUCAAUGUUGGAAAUUUUACCUUACGAAUACAAUGCCAAUGCAUGAGAAUAGCACAUUUGUUUGAUAGAAUUAAAUCAACGUAAUAAUCCUUUAUAUAAUUUUAGAAUAAACAAACACAAAAAGUACCUAAAUGCCUACACCAUUGUUCUCAUUAUAAAGGCUGCUUUAUUUUAAAGUGUUCUAUUGUUCUAUAGUUUAACAGUAUUUACCGCUUUACUGGGUUGGUUCAAGAGUAUCUAUGUGUGUUGUUUGUGAGCCGCUCGUCUUAUUUCUUGCCUUUUUUUAAACUGUUCACAAAAAUAAUGAUUUAAUUCACGAUCGAUUUAGAUAUCAAUGUCUUUUCACAUAAAUUAAAUUGAUCAAUUUACUUAAUUAGUAGUGUCUUUACCCGAUUAACAUUAUCUAUUGUGUAGUAAAUUGUAAAGUACAUAGUCAAUAAUAUUUUAAAUUUACCAUCGGGAAUUAUUAGAUAUGUAGGUACUCGUUAAGUUCUAAUCAUAAAUUUAAAAUAUGAGUAAACAACGCGCAAUUUUAAAAUUAACUUAUUUUAUGAUAUUUCUGUAUUUUGUCUUUUCAUUUGCUUCAAUAUGAUCGAGUAAUCAGAUACAGUCUCAUCAAUUAUCGAAAUAAUAACUUAAGUAGCUUAUGAGAUAACAUUAACAAUUAAGGCAUCGCUAAUGGAUUAUUUAUAAAAGAAGACAGCUUUUUUAUUUAGUCAGAUGACGGUGUUAUUUUAGUACCUUUAAAUAAAUACGUUUUCUCUUAUUAUUUACAUACGAGAUAAUGAAUGAAAUAGAGGGUUUUGGUAUAUAAAAUACAUGCUUUGGUGUAACAGAUAUGAGUAUGUUUCCCAAAUGAUUUAUACAUUGACAAAAACAUCACCUUUUUGAGCCUAGAUUUACUGAUUAAUUCUGUUUGUUUUAUUAUGAAAUAAAAUAUAAUUGAGCAUGAGGUCUUUGUUGUGUAAUCAAGUUUUAAAUACAAUACAAUUUUCUUCGGGACCCAAUAGUGAUAUACGUCAAAAUAGUAAGCGCGGCUUAUUAAAUACUGAAAUUAGUUUCAAAAUCAGUUGGUAUUUGUAAAGCAGAAUAAUUUAUGGAUGUAUUUUAUAUUGAAAACUAUACUAUAAUGUCAUGGACACAUAUUGUAUAUGAUAUUGUAUGAAAUUGUAUUAUGAUAAGAAAAAUAUGAUGAGAGAGUUAUAUAGUUUGUUGUGCUUAAUGGAAGGAUACUGUUAAAAAAAAAGUUAUAGAGAACUAGGUAACUAUAGUUUAUUGUUAGAAUUUUAGCUGUCAUCUUCAUAGGCAUUCAUUCUUUUAAAAUCAUUCCUUGCAAAAAACGACAGACUUCCUCUCUAUCUUCUUGUUGUGGUUUUAUGACUGAAUUCGAAUACCCUCAUUCUGUCAUUUACAAAUGAUCCAUUUAAGUGACACGAAUAUGACAAAGGAAUGUCGAUAGAGUAGCUGUACACAGAGAAAUAUUCUAUUUUAUGACACUUUGAAAGCAUAUACUCGUAUGUAUCUCACGAAGAUAGUAUUCAAAAAGUCGUGGAAAAUCUUUGAUUUUAUUUUGAAGGUCUAUUCAAUUGAUUUGAUAAUUUGAUAAAAAAAAAGUGUGGUGAAACACUAUCAGAAACAAAAGAUGUAUCCGUGUAUUUCUUAUGACGAGAUUAUAAAGAAAAAUCUAAUCUCGAACAUGAAGUUAGGUAUAAUUAAGUUGUGAUCAAAAACCUGCCCGCCGGAUUUUUUUGAUAUUGUUGAUUUUACAUAAAUGUCUUUACGACACCGUCCAUUAAAUUGAGUAAAAAAAAAAAUAUAUAAAAUCUCCAAUAAUUUUAAAUAUAUAUGUCUAUAAUUGUAUAUUCAUUAUACUAUAAACAUCAUCCAAAUUGAACGUGAAAGUUUAUUGUUGGAUACGCGAAACUCCGAUAUCAACUGUCAUAAAAGAAUUUCUUUUAUAUUUAGUGUUGUGAUGUAUAUAAUAUAAAGUAUCGAACCUCUAAAUUGGAUUCUCUGGUAUCAAAUUUAUAAGUUUUGUCUAUAAAAAGAUCUGUUAUAAGUUCUUAAAGGAGUUACGAUUAAAUUAUAUGAUGUUAUUGUACAAAAGAAAAAAAAUGUCUAUAUAUAAAUUAUUAAGGCUUUGACUUCAAUACUUUUAUGUUAUUAGUAUAUUAUACGAGUAUUCUUAUAUAAUUUUAAUGUAAUUUGUAGAUAUGCGUAUAAUAUAUAAAUGUAAUUAAUAAGAUCAAAAAUUCCCAAUUCUGUAACAUAUCUGUGGGUGUACCCAGAUUUAUUUAUUCCUUUUCAGUUUGAUACUUACUUAUCGAAAGGUAAUCUUGAAAUGUACUUAUAUUCUUAAGGUAAUAAAUUAAGCUAAUUGAUAUUUUACUUUACGAUGAUUUUAUCUAUAGAAGAAAUGAAAGUAACUCAACAGAAAAAUGUAAAAAAUAAAAACGUUUCGUAAAUUAAUGUAUACAAUUUAUAUGUUACUCAAUUAUAUUGAUAUAAAUUAAGAAAGUAUUUAAAAUGCUUCUAUGUCUACUUACCAAGGUGCGAAAAAAAAUUCUAAUUAGUCGAAAUAUUAUCUACCGCUAUCUUAUACAAAUAAUAAAAAUGAAGGUAUAAAUUAAACAAUUUUUUUCAUACUUGUAAAUUACUGAUUACUGUUAACAUCCUAAUGAAUUGACAGCGCUUGAUUAGUUGAAUUAUGAAGAAUGUAGAAAUAUUAUAAUAUUAAUUACCCGGAACUUGUAAAACUGACUUUAAAUAUUUAUUUUUAAGAACAUAAUUAUAUUUUUAUUUCAUUAUUUCGAUAGGUUAAUAAAGUUAUGGUACAAUGGAGAAUUGAAGAUGAAACGAAACGGUAAUUUUCCUAGUCUCAUGGGUAUGCCCAUAAAAACAGCCUUUAUGUAAUAUUAUCUUAUAAUAUCUUAUUCUUUAAGUAUCCUCGUGGUGGCCUGUGUUUUAUUGUUUUGUUGCUCUAUGUAGAACCAAAUUCGUAGUUUUUCUAUGACUGAGAAAUAUUUCUUCCUUAUAUUUCCACUGUUGAUACUGUGUAGUUGUGCCAACCCGAAUUUAUGUAUUUCAUUAAAUGGAAUACACGAAAAGUAA
Molecule: messenger RNA, 5381 nt
Organism: Galleria mellonella (greater wax moth)
Lineage: Eukaryota; Metazoa; Arthropoda; Insecta; Lepidoptera; Pyralidae
Exons: 7
Coding region: 169-1071 (300 amino acids)
Source: RefSeq, a predicted model, not a curated record